Molecule: messenger RNA, 813 nt
Organism: Entamoeba dispar SAW760
Lineage: Eukaryota; Evosea; Mastigamoebida; Endamoebidae
Product: pre-mRNA-splicing factor CWC26, putative
Exons: 2
Coding region: 1-813 (270 amino acids)
Biological process (GO): mRNA splicing, via spliceosome
Cellular component (GO): RES complex; U2-type spliceosomal complex
Molecular function (GO): RNA binding; calcium ion binding
Source: RefSeq, a predicted model, not a curated record
AUGAUUGACACAGAACAAUUAAUCACUGCUGUCUUCAACGAACUUGAUGAAGAACAUACUGGGCAUAUUGAUAUUAGCGAAUAUUAUGCUGGACUUUGCCAGUUCAUUCCUGAAGCGUCUUUUGAUGCUGCAAAGGCUUUGUUUAAAAUCACUGAUACUCAAAAAAAUAAUCAUAUUGAUUUAAAACAAUUUAUUGAGUUAGUUCACUUUUAUGUCAAAAACCAAGACGAUGAAGAUGAAUAUUCAAUCCUUUUUAAAAAGUGUAAUUCAAAUGGUUUUGUUCAAAUAGAACAAGUCCACCAAAUGUUCAUCGCUAUUAACAAUAAAUUAACAAAAGAACAAAUUAAUGAAGUGUGUAAAGAGUUUCAUAAAGAACAAGAAGAUAAAUUAAGUUACCAAGAAUAUAUGAAUUGUGCAUCAAAAAACUACAAAGAUCACGUUUGGUUUAAGGGAAAAUAUAAACCUUUCAAGACAAGAGAAGAUGAACGAGAUAAGAUUUAUAGAGAGAAACAACGAUUUGGUGAUCCGAUGAGACAAUUGUUUAAAAAAAGAAAAGAAAAAGAAAUAAAGAAAGGAAUUGAAGAAAAAGCACAAGAAAUGAAUGAGACAAAGGAGGGGAAGAAAGAAAAUAGUACAAAGCAAAGACCAAAGUACCAAGGGAAAUUUCCACAAAAUAGGUUUGGAAUUGCACCAGAUUAUAAGUGGGAUGGAGUUGAUAGAGGGAAUGGGUUUGAAAAGAAAUAUUUUGCAGAAGUGAAUAAGAAAAUUAUUCAAAAGAGAAAAGAAGAUUUUAAUGAUGUUGUAGAUUGGUGA